Molecule: messenger RNA, 1449 nt
Organism: Mya arenaria
Lineage: Eukaryota; Metazoa; Mollusca; Bivalvia; Myida; Myidae
Exons: 6
Coding region: 1-1449 (482 amino acids)
Source: RefSeq, a predicted model, not a curated record
AUGCGAAACGUGUGCAAGUCGGCUUUUGCCGAGAUAUUCGAUCUCAAACUAAGAACAAUUCAGGAGCAUCUGAACGAAAAUGGGCCCGUUCCAAGAGUGCAGGGAAACACCGGGAGAAAGCCCCACAAUGCAAUUAAAUAUGACGAUGUUAAGUUUGUGGUUAACUUCCUUCUUAAAACUGUAGAAACAGAUGGUCUCCCUCAGCCUGCGGCACCGAGGGGCAGCGAUGGUGAGGCGCCUAUCUAUUUACCAUCGGACAACACAAAAAUUGGCCUUCAUAAAAAAUAUCAGGAAGAGGCCGAUAAAGCCGGUACAAGAAAAUUGGGCAUCACCAGCUUCGAAGACAUAUGGAGGCAAUGUAUACCACGCAUAAGGUUAAGUGGUCCUCGUGACGAUGUUUGCCAAACGUGCGAACUACUACGGAAUAAAAUAGUUGACGCCGUCCUAGAACAGGACAAGUUGGAUGCAUCAUCUGCGUUCCUAGAGCAUGUGGAGGUCGCACGUAGGGAAAGAGAGGUGUACAGGGAGACACUAAAAGAAGCCGCAGACGAAAUGUCCUCGCACGUCCGGGUCAUUGGUCCAGUUCCGGUGCUCAGCUGUCCGGAGCUAGUGCAUGUGCACUACACUUUUGACUAUAGACAAAAUGUUACAAUACCACACCAAAGUCGUCAAAUGGGACCAUUGUAUUUCAUCACUGGUCGAAAAGUGCACAUAUUUGGGGUUAGAAUCGACAGCACAGGAAAACAGUUCAACUAUCUCAUUGACGAAGACCAGUCGAUUGGGCCGGACGUAACAGGAACGCAUGGACCGAAUUCAGUUAUAAACAUGCUGCACGACUGUCUGCAACAGCACGGUUUUGAUGAGAGUCGCUGUGUCAUCCACGCAGAUAAUUGUGGAGGACAAAAUAAGAACCGGUACGUACUGGCAUACCUGAGUUGGAGGAUUCAGAUGGGGCUGCACGAGGAAAUACUGCUACUCAUGCAAAUACCAGGUCAUACAAGGUGCCUGGUAGAUAGCGGGUUUGCCAACAUAAAAAAACUAUUCCGACGGUGCGAUGUGGAAAGCCUUGCGCAGCUAGCGGAGGUAGUCGACAAAUCUUCAAAAAGCAACGUUCCCGUGCUGUACAAGAAGACAGACGGCUCUGAGAACUGGGCUUGGUUAGAGUGGAAGUCAUACCUACAGCUCGAUUUUUUGCCGGUUCGAGGUAUUCAAAAAUAUCAAUCGUUCCGUUUCUGCAAGGUCGACUCUUCCACAGUUUAUGUAAAACGGACAUCCGGGGAACCAGAAGCAAGGGUGCAGCUCAUGAAACGGGCCGCUGUCCUUCCUCAGGGAAUGCCAAACACAGUAACGCCGGCCGGUCUUACUGCAGAAAGACGAUGUUACCUAAGGAUGCACGUACGCCAGUAUGUGCGUCCAGCGUGCAGUGAUUCAACGUGUCCUGAAGAAUAG